GUGGAUGACGGCAGUUUUUUUAAUUAAAAGAAAAGGAGGGAAGCCGAACCCUAAUUGUUUUUUUAGGAACAGCCGAACCCUUAAUUUACCUUGAGUCCGCUAAACCCUAAACCAUAGCCUCUUAAUUUUCUUUCUCUUUCUCUGUAAAACUGAAGCGCCAAAAAUGUCAGACAACAACUUAAUACUUGGAUCUCCAUGGGAAUAUUUACCUGAUGAGAUUGUAACCGAUAUUUUCCUACGUCUACCUAUCAAAUCCAUAAUUAUCUGUACCUCUGUCUCAAAAACUUGGAAAUCCCUAAUCCAAAACCCCACUUUUAUUUCCAACCAUCUCCACCACUCCUACACCACCACCAUCACCAACAACCAAAACCUCCUCCUCAUCGGUCCCCACCAUAAUGAACUAUAUUGCGCAUUGCAUAACGAAGAUGAUCCUUAUCUCAGUAAACACACUAGAUUUGAUUGUCAUCCUGCCUUGCGUUUCUCUAAUGGAUUAUUAUAUUUGGUCGGUACUUGUAAUGGCCUGCUCUGCCUUUCCAACACUCAUGACAUUAAUAGAUUCUUUCUGCUGAACCCUUCUGUUAGAAAGUUCGUGGAACUUCCUUCACCCAAUGUCACUUUACACAAUUAUUUCGAACCGUCUCUUGGGUUUGGAUAUGAUUCCAAAACUAAUGAUUAUAAAGUGGUGAGGGCUGUGAGCUUAAAGUUAACGGAGGAUGGUUCUGUCUUUCAAAAUCCUCAACCCCCCGUGGUCGAGCUUUACUCGCUCUCCACUGGUCAAUGGAAAAUGCUUAGUGCUCCUGUAUGUGUUGUAUAUGGUCGUCAGAAACAAGCAUUUGUCAAUGGGGCGCUGCAUUGGCUUGCUUCAAGGAUUACUACCACUAAUGAUGGAAAAAAUAGAGUACAUUUUGUUUUGGUGCUUGAUUUGGGGGAUGAGGUCUUCCGCGAAAUACUGCUGCCGGAGAGUUGUACGUCUGUUUCUGUAUAUGGAAAUUCCAUUGCUAUGUUUCAAAUAGGUUCUUAUGAUUGUUCUUAUGAUUGUACUUUCAAUAUAUGGGUGAUGAAAGAGUAUGGUCUUGCCUCAUCAUGGAUGAAAGUUCAUCAAAAUCGAACAUCACCCAUAGAAAGGGCAGUAGGUUUUCGGAGGAAUGGUGAGGUUGUACUGCAAAUGUUUGGAGGAAGGCUUGUCUCGUGGAAUCCAGAGAGCCAAAAGAUUAAGGAUCUUAGGAUUAUUGGAUUUAGUUUUACUUUUGUUGGUUAUUAUGUUGAGAGUCUAGUUUUGCUUGACAAAACCGCCAACGGUGCAGUUACAUAUUGAAGAAAAUCAGGGAGGAUCUUUGGGACUUCUUGAUGAUAGGAGAAGAGAAUAUGUUUUGUGGUCUUGAAUAGAUGAUGCAUCCACGGCCGAGUGAUUUGCUAUUUACUUUGAAAAGUUACCUAUGUAAGAAUUAUUUUAUAUGGUCUAGUGUGAAGUCCGAUUGAAGUAAAGGUUGUGAUUUUAGUGGUUAGACUUAUAUUACUAAUUAAAAAAAUAGUUUAUAUUUGGGUUUUUAUUUGAUUAGGUAUGGGCUUUUUUAU
This is a messenger RNA of Quercus robur (English oak), 1575 nucleotides long. Its product is annotated as F-box protein CPR1-like. Bases 164 to 1315 code for a protein of 383 amino acids. The record is from RefSeq and is a predicted model, not a curated record. Lineage: Eukaryota; Viridiplantae; Streptophyta; Magnoliopsida; Fagales; Fagaceae. The transcript is spliced from 2 exons. Gene Ontology annotation, molecular function: protein binding.